UUAGAAGUGACUUGACUGCUUCUUGUUCAUACUAUGCAUUCACCAAUAGAAGAUUCAAGAACUGCCCGAAUAUAUCAUUUUUCUUUUCUUUUUUUUUCUGUUAAGUUUCUUCAUACAUAACUUUUGAAUUCUUUAGCUUCCAGCUCGGCUCCGUGAACCAACACAACACCAUUCUUCUUGAGUAAGCACAAAUUGUGCUUUGCCAGCGUCGACACUGGAACAUUCCUUAUGGCAGCUUCUCAGAUCAAUCCAUGGAAUUUGAUUUCCAGCAUUUUAGGAGUAAUCUGCCUUUCCUUGAUGGCUACUACGGGGAUUUUGCUGAAACAUUUGCUUACUAAACAAAGUAUUCAGCCAACAAUGUCUCCAGGACUAACCACAGAAAUCCAGAAAGAAGCUGACUGUUGUUUUUGCCAAGAAAAGUGGAUUGGGAACCAAUGCAACUGCUACUUCUUUUCUACUGAAUUAAAAACUUGGGAAGAGAGUCGUGAUUUCUGUGCUUCUCAGAAUUCCAGUCUACUUCAGAUUCAAAACACAGAUGAAUUGCAUUUUAUGAGGUCCAGUACAAGCUUUUACUGGAUUGGGCUCCGUUACAGUGAAAAACAUCGUGCCUGGUUGUGGGAAAACAACUCCAACGUCUCCCAAGAUCUAUUGCCAUUAAUUCAAAAUUUAAGUGCAAAGAAAUGUGUACUGUAUAGCCCAGAUCGAAGUGCUUUGGAUGAACCCUGUGGAAGUACAUAUCGUUUUAUAUGUAAGCAACAGCUGAGGCGCCCGGGUGGCUCAGUCGGUUGAGCCUCCGACUUCGGCUCAGGUCAUGAUCUUGCCGUUUGUGAGUUUGAGCCCCGUGUCAGGCUCUGUGCUGACAGCCCAGAGCCUGGAGCCUGCUUCAAAUUCUGUGUCUCCCUCUCUCUCUGCCCCUCCCCUACUCAUGCUCUCUCUCUCUCUCUCUCUCUGUCAAAAAUAAAUAAACAUUAAAAAAAUUGUACAUGUAAGCAACAGCCUAUUUAGGUGUUUCUUGGAGUGGAAGGGGUGGGUAAUGAAGGUUCAGCAGUACUAAGUAUAUGACUUUACCUCUUGUAUUGUUGCUAAUUAUCUGCCUUAGGGAUCUGUAAAAUGUUUCAAAUUAUGUCUUAUGACACAAUUUUCAUAUAUUUGAAAUCCUGUGUUUUAACACUGAUGAAAUUCCCUACGACCCAGCAAUUGCACUACUCGGUUCUUAUCCAAGGGAUACAGGUUUCGAAGGGACUGUUUCGAAGGGACACGUGCACCCCAAUGUUUAGAGCAGGGCUGUAGACAAUAGCCCAAGUAUG
Molecule: messenger RNA, 1307 nt
Organism: Prionailurus viverrinus (fishing cat)
Lineage: Eukaryota; Metazoa; Chordata; Mammalia; Carnivora; Felidae
Gene: KLRD1
Product: killer cell lectin like receptor D1
Exons: 6
Coding region: 229-789 (186 amino acids)
Biological process (GO): positive regulation of natural killer cell mediated cytotoxicity; stimulatory C-type lectin receptor signaling pathway
Source: RefSeq, a predicted model, not a curated record